This is a messenger RNA of Halichondria panicea, 1076 nucleotides long. RefSeq names its product ADP-ribose pyrophosphatase, mitochondrial-like. The transcript has 6 exons. Gene Ontology annotation, molecular function: ADP-ribose diphosphatase activity. Bases 54 to 950 code for a protein of 298 amino acids. The record is from RefSeq and is a predicted model, not a curated record. NCBI's taxonomy places the organism in Eukaryota, Metazoa, Porifera, Demospongiae, Suberitida, Halichondriidae.
UAGAUGUUAUCAGUGCAGUGGACGACCACUACCUCUCUGCCAGCCAAAGUUGCAUGUCUUUUUUGUCUCGUAUCUCGAGCAUCACAGGACCUCUCAUUGCAGUCAGGCACAUGGCUAAAGUCAACAACUGUCGUCUGUUCAACUAUCAAGACGGAGUGAAGCGGUUUCCAGUGCCUGAGGACAAAGUUUCAUGGUCUGUGGACUGGCCUGAAUACCAGCCUGUGGAUCACACCCACCCUGCUGUGCUCAGGGGCCCUGUGUGGGCGGACCUGGAUUUCAGGAAAGUGACUCCUGACACCCCUCCAAAAUACAAUGAGCUUGACGGUAACGUGGACCGAAAAAGCUAUUCAGGGACAUAUGAAAUUGUGAAUGGACUUCCAAGAAAUCCCAUUGGACGGACAGGCAUGUGUGGGCGUGGUUUGCUGGGCAGGUGGGGUCCGAACCAUGCUGUUGAUCCGAUAGUUUCCCGCUGGAAGAGGGGAGAGGAUGGUGCCAAGACAAUGAUGGAAGGGAAACCAGUGCUCGAGUUUGUGGCCAUUAUGAGGAACGACACACGUGACUGGGCCAUCCCAGGUGGCAUGAUUGACCCUGGUGACACUGUCUCCCGCACACUGAGGAAGGAGUUUGGUGAGGAAGCCAUGAACAGUUUGGAGGCAACUGAAGAAGAGAAAAAGGAAAUCGAGGCUCAUGUUAACGAUCUAUUCAAAGCAGGAGAUGAGGUGUACUCAGGGUAUGUGGACGACAUCCGAAAUACCGACAACUCGUGGAUGGAGACGGUAGCUAUGAACUUCCAUGAUGAAACUGGUAGUACAUUCAACAAGAUUAAGCUGAAGGCUGGGGAUGAUGCUGGGGAUGUCUGCUGGAUGGAAGCCAGCAGCAAACUGAACCUUUAUGCUAGCCAUCUUGACUUCAUUGAAACUGUUGUCAAACAGAGAAAUGCUGCGUGGUAAAUCUAGUUCUAGUCUAGUCCGUCGCGUCGUACAGUUUAGUUUUUGUCAGUCUAGUCUAGCUCUAGCUCAUAUCCUUUUUUGUUCUGUUGUUUGUUUUGAACACUAGUAGAGAUUCAUGACACAUAA